UCCCUCCCCUGCAUCGAUCGAUCGAUCACAACAUUUUCUUGAGGUCGAUCAGUAGUACCCAUGGCCGGUGGUGGAGGCGCCGUCGGAGAACACUACAUGCGGGUGAUCCGCGGCGACGACGGGUACGGCGACGACGGCGGCCAGCACCAGGAGAAGCCGGGGGCGGCCGUGUCCGUUGCGAAGGGCGCCGCGGCGGCGGCGGCGGCGGGGUCGAUGCUGGCGCUGGCGGGGCUGACGGCGACGGGGACAGCGCUGGCGCUGAUCGUGGCGACGCCGCUGCUGGUGCUCUUCAGCCCCGUGCUGGUGCCGGCCGCCUUCGCGGCGUCGCUGCUGGCGGCCGGGCUCGCGUCCUCCGGCGCGCUCGGCGCCGCGGCGGUGGGCGUGCUGGCGUGGAUGUACCGGUACCUGCAGUCGCCGUCCGGCGAGCACGCGCCCGCCGGCGCCGGCAAGGUGGAGCACGCCCGCGCGCUGCUCGACGCCAAGGCGCACGACGUUGGGGACUGGGUCCAGCACCGCCUCGACCAGGCGCGCACCUAGAAAAAUUAGCUACGGAUUAGUUCAAAUCAACUCGCCUAUAGCUAGCUGAUGCAAUCACACAUAUGCAUAUGCCUUCGUGUUUGUGUAAUGUUCCGUGUGUGUACAAUAAUUAGUUGCAAAAUGCUGGAUUGCUGGUACGGCGACAUCUGAAAUUUUAUACGACGUCGUGGUCUUAAAUUUUGUCCGAA
Molecule: messenger RNA, 725 nt
Organism: Oryza sativa Japonica Group (Japanese rice)
Lineage: Eukaryota; Viridiplantae; Streptophyta; Magnoliopsida; Poales; Poaceae
Product: oleosin 16 kDa-like
Biological process (GO): lipid storage
Cellular component (GO): monolayer-surrounded lipid storage body; membrane
Source: RefSeq, a predicted model, not a curated record